Molecule: messenger RNA, 2683 nt
Organism: Myxocyprinus asiaticus (Chinese sucker)
Lineage: Eukaryota; Metazoa; Chordata; Actinopteri; Cypriniformes; Catostomidae
Product: F-box only protein 31-like
Exons: 9
Coding region: 199-1860 (553 amino acids)
Molecular function (GO): protein binding
Source: RefSeq, a predicted model, not a curated record
UUUUGUAGCCGAUGGUUUUACAUAUUUUAUUCAGUCCGCAAAAUGCAGCACUGACGCGGACCUGCAGACUUCCGCCAUCCAAUACGUCAAAAGCAGCGUGAUAGCGUCACGCGAAGACGCCUGAUCACGUAACGCGCAGGGAGCGCACUAUCUAGCGAAGCACUGCAGGUGCGACAGCUGUUGUGCGGUGAUGAUGUAAUGUUGCUACGGAUGGCGGUGUGUGCCAGGCUCUGCGGAGUGGGUCAGUCGCGGCGGUGCAGGCGGCGGCAGAGGCACAGCCAGGCGGAUCAAGAGAGCGACUCUGAGAUGGACAUGGACGAGGAGAAGGAGGAGGAGAGGGUCGUGGGCAAAAUGAAAGACGACCCUGAUGGCAGCAGCUGUCACAAGACCUGCGGUGCGGGGCCUAGCGGAGCCGGUGCUAGUGGGGUCACUGGACUCGGAUGCAGAGGCUCGGGCUCGGCCUGUACGGGGCCACCCCGUCCGCAGACACUGCUGGAUUUACCACCGGAGCUUUUAGUUGAGAUCUUCGCUUCUUUACCCGGCACGGCGCUGCCGAAUCUGGCGCUGGUGUGCAAGAAAUUCAGGCAGAUCCUGAACACGGAAACAAUCUGGAGAAGAAGAUGUACAGAGGAAUUUGGUAUGAAAGAUGACCUACGCAAGAUGGAGAUUGUGGGCAUGUCAAGCCGAGAACUAUAUGUCAAACUGCUAUAUCCAUAUAGACACAUCCUUGGUCUCUGGCAGCCUGAUAUAGGGCCCUAUGGAGGACUACUGAAUGUGGUGGUUGAUGGGCUAUUCAUUAUAGGCUGGAUGUAUUUACCUCCCCAUGAUCCCCGUGUGGAGGACCCCAUGCGUAGACGGCCUCUAUUCCGCAUUCAUAUGUGGGAGAAAAAUAAAGCUACAAUAGAAUGUAUGUACGGCCAUAAGGGCCCUCAUAAAGGAGACAUUCAGACUGUGAAAAAGGAUGAAUUUUCCACCAAAUGCAACCAGACAGAUCACCAUCGUAUGCCUGGAGGAAGGCAAGAGGAGUUCAGAACAUGGUUAGAGGAGGAAUGGGGAAGAACGUUAGAGGACAUUUUCCAUGAGCACAUGCAGGAGUUGAUCCUCAUGAAGUUUAUUUACACCAGCCAGUAUGAUAAUUGCCUGACAUAUCGGCGGAUAUAUCUGCCCCCGUGCCUCCCUUCAGACCUCAUGCAGCCGGGCCUCUUUAAAGGGACGUAUGGCAGUCAUGGCCUGGAGAUUAUAAUGCUGAGCUUCCAUGGCUCCAAGGCUAAAGCCACCAAACUUACUGGGGAUCCCAAUGUCCCAGCAGGUCAAUUGACAUUAGAAAUUGACCUGAACCAUCCUGUGCGUCUGCCUGACCUGGAGCAGCAAAGGAACAUGGAAGAACUGUCUCGCCUGGUGCUGGGGGUGCAUGAAGAGGCCCAGAGGGGUUCGCAGGGCCAGGACGCAUCAUCAGAGGGUGCAGAAGCUGGCCCUGCUCAGGGGGCUGAGGGCUCAGAUGUAGCUCCCCCUGCUGGAGCAGAUGAUGUUGAGCCUAGAGCUGGUGCCUGCAGUGCCCCACCUGAACUGCAACCUUUUGUGCUGCCUCUGGGAGUCAUGGCCCGCAAUGAAGUGUACCCCCGCACCUGUAAGAUGUGUUUUUAUGGGACAGGCCUGAUUGCUGGCCACGGCUUUACGAGCCCAGAGCGUACGCCGGGUCUUUUUGUUGUGUUUGAUGAUGACCGUUUUGGCUUCAUCUGGCUGGAGCUCAAGUCCUUCAGUCUGUAUAGCCGACUGACAGACCAACUAUCCCACGCUCAGGCCCCCAGCAUGGAGCGCUUCGAGGCCAUGCUCCGCAACAUGCAGUCCUGGACAUCCUGAUAGCAACCUCGCUACUGCACUACACUGUUUUCAUCAGGCACAUAAUACUAUGGUAUUCAGAUUAUGUUCUUUAAGAUACCCCACACACAACCAUCAGGGACCUCCCUGUUGAUGCACUCACACACACACAUUAGAGAUGGGCAUUUUAGUCAUUUUGUGUACUUGAGUACUCGAAAGAUGAAUUAACAAAGUGGCAUCUCUCUGAUCUUUUUUUUUUUUUUUUUUGUGGGUGGGGGGGGAGGAUUUUUUCCCCUUUUUCUCCCAAUUUGGAAUGCCCAAUUCCCAAAGUCCUCGUGGUCGCAUAGUGAUUCGCCUCAGUCCGGGUGGCGGAGGUUGCCUCCGCGUCUGAGACAGUCAACCCGCGCAUCUUAUCACGUGGCUUGUUGAGCGCGUUGCCACAGAGACAUAGCGCGUGUGGAGGCUUCACACCAUCCACCGCGGCAACCACGCUCAAUUCACCAUGCGCCCCACCGAGAACAAACCACAUUAUAGCAACCACAAGGAGGUUACCCCAUGUGACUCUACCUUCCCUAGCAACCGGGCCAAUUUGGUUGCUUACGAGACCUGGCUGGAGUCACUCAGCACGCCCUGGAUUCGAACUAGCGAACUCCAGGGGUGGUAGCCAGCGUAUUUUACCACUGAGCUACCCAGGCCCCGAUUGCAUCUCUCAGAUUACAGUAAUUAUCUUAAACUUAAAAGUAAAACUUUUUAAUGAGGGAAAGGUUACUGAGUUCAUAAGAUUGUAUGACCGUAUAUUUCACUAUGUAACAAAAUGUUUGUUCCUGGGUAGUAAGUGAUAUUUUCCUAAUUGCUUAUGCCUCAA